Molecule: messenger RNA, 2084 nt
Organism: Glycine soja
Lineage: Eukaryota; Viridiplantae; Streptophyta; Magnoliopsida; Fabales; Fabaceae
Product: pentatricopeptide repeat-containing protein At3g18970-like
Exons: 2
Coding region: 343-1824 (493 amino acids)
Biological process (GO): RNA modification
Molecular function (GO): RNA binding; protein binding
Source: RefSeq, a predicted model, not a curated record
CAUUCUUUAAAAAUCAGGGUAAAAAAUUCCAUUCACCACCACCACCACCGUUCAAUUCCUUUCGGCAACUCAUGAACUGCCACUGGAUAUCGUGUACCUGACGGACUACAAUAACAUAAUUGACUCAAACCUCUCAAGCCUCAACUGAAUUGAGGAUCUUCUUGGAUGAAUGAGGAUGAAAUCCAUGUAGAAGUCUUUUGAUCAGAAUUGGAUAGACACACCAGGGUGCUUGAGUACGGGGAUGUUGCUACCUCAACAGAAUUAUACGGCUCUAAAUCUUCAUCUUCUGCCAUUUGUGAUCUGCUCAUAAAACUUCAGGAUAAGUUUAAUGUGAGUUGUCAAAUGAAGGUAAGACAUAAAACUCUCAAACAUCAAAAUCAAGACAUAAUAUACCUCAUGCUGAACUGCCUUCCAAGAUUCAGAUGUAUUUCUUUCUUAUAUUCUUUGCCCAAAUUGUCCUACAAUAUAAAGCAAAUUCAUGCCCAAUUAAUCACUAAUGGCCUGAAAUAUCCCACCUUUUGGGCCAAGUUAAUUGAGCAUUAUUGUGGCUCACCGGAUCAACACAUUGCCAAUAAUGCACGUUUGGUGUUCCAGUACUUUGACAAGCCAGACUUGUUUCUCUUCAAUACUCUGAUAAGAUGUGUGCAACCAAAUGAUUCUAUUCUUAUUUUCCGAAAUGAGUUUUCUAGGGGACUCAUGUUUUUUGACGAGUACACUUACAAUUUUGUUCUUGGAGCCUGUGCUCGCUCUCCUUCAGCUUCAACAUUAUGGGUCGGUAGACAACUACAUGCUCUGAUAGUAAAACAUGGGGUUGAGUCAAAUAUUGUGGUUCCGACUACCAAAGUAUACUUUUAUGCGAGCAACAAAGACAUUAUCUCAUCCCGAAAAGUGUUUGAUGAAAUGCCGAGAAGAAGCACUGUUACCUGGAAUGCUAUGAUAACAGGUUAUUCUUCCCUUAAAGAAGGAAACAAGAAAUAUGCUCUCAAUGCGUUAUACUUGUUUAUUGACAUGUUGAUUGAUGUAAGUGGAAUUAAACCAACAGCUACAACUAUAGUUUCUGUGCUUUCAGCAGUUUCUCAAAUUGGUAUGCUGGAAACUGGUGCUUGCAUACAUGGGUUUGCAGAAAAGACAGUGUGUACUCCUGAAGAUGAUGUGUUUAUAGGCACUGGGCUUGUCGAUAUGUACUCAAAAUGUGGAUGUCUUGAUAGUGCCUUGUCUGUCUUCUGGCGAAUGAACCAGAAGAAUAUCAUGACUUGGACGGCAAUGACUACUGGCCUAGCCAUCCAUGGGAAAGGAAAACAAUCCUUGGAGGUUUUAUAUAAAAUGGGAGCUUAUGGUGUGAAGCCAAAUGAAGCAACUUUUACUAGCUUCUUGUCAGCCUGUUGUCAUGGUGGGCUUGUUGAAGAAGGCCUUCAAUUGUUCCUUGAAAUGAAGAGAACAUUUGGUGUGAUGCCUCAGAUACAACAUUAUGGUUGCAUUGUUGACCUUCUUGGCCGUGCUGGAAAGUUAGAAGAAGCCUAUGAUUUUAUCAUGCAGAUGCCAAUUAAUCCUGAUGCUGUAAUAUGGAGGAGUUUGCUGGCUGCAUGCAAUAUUCAUGGGGAUGUUGUGAUGGGAGAGAAGGUGGGGAAGUUUCUUCUCCAGUUAGAAGAGUGGAGUUCUGCAGAGUCUCCGAAGAGCGAGGACUACAUAGCUCUGUCAAAUGUUUAUGCUUUAGCAGAAAAGUGGGAUGACGUUGAAACUGUAAGGAUAAAAAUGAAAGCUAAGAGUAUUUUAAACAAAGCUGGUUCUAGCGCUGUUCAAACUGUCAGCAUGGCUGUGUUGUAAUUAGAAAUUGAUAUCUGAUUCUUUUAAAAAAUUUAUGUUAGCAAGACAAUAAACCCAUCAGACAAAGAAUAACUGGAGUAGCUGAGACUAAAAGCAAUAGUACAUAAAUAGAAGCAAUGACAAGUAUACAGUUUACUGAAAAAUACUCUUAAUUAACAGAUUGGAAAUGCGAGAUGUUCUAACAGCAGUAUAUAAGGAUGUACCAUGUAUAACUGGUGCACAGGUAUGAUACUAAUAAAAGUGUUGUUUUUCGGCUUUCA